AAAUCAGCUAUGAGAACAGCCAUGGAAAUUCAACAUCCGAACCCAAGAAUCAAGAUCCCCAUCUCAUCCAACAAAUUCUCAAUCACUCUUCUCGCAGACAUUGUGAGAAGAAAGCUCUGUAGAAAACAUGGGCGCUCUUCUCAAGCUCGUCGACGCCCUACUAUUCCUCGUCUUCCUCCUACUCGCAUUCAUAUCACCUCUAAUCGAUUUCCAGCUUAUUUUCCCUCAAACCCUUUUCCCUGAUUUUCUCAUAGAUCUUAAAGCCUCCUACAUCCACCAAUACGGGGACUAUUUAAUGGCAGAAUCCCCUCCCUUCGUCGUUGGCCUCGUUUGGCUUGAGCUUCUCUUUCAAUGGCCUCUUAUGCUUCUCAAUCUCUACGCCUUCUUGGCUUCCAAGCCAUGGUACAACACCACUUGCUUGAUCUAUGGCGUUUCUGUUGUGGCUUCCAUGUCUGCUAUAUUGGGUGAAAUGGUUGGGUCGAACCGAGCAUCAACUACUCUGUUGACAAUAUACUAUCCUUUCUUGGGUUUUGGAGUUUUGGCCAUGCUACGCGGGCUUGUGUCGUGCUCGAGCAAGGCUACGGUUACCGGCACCAGACCAUCAAAUGGCAGGAAAAAGAGGGCUUGAACAGCCAUCCUCAAUCGCCAAAGGAGUGCAUGUAUUGCCUUUUCUGCAGCCGAUUCGGGUUCCUUUAGGUAUUGGUACAACUCUGGCUAUGGAUCAUUCAGCAUUUGCCUCUUUAACAUUCUAUUAGUGUUUCAUCGUAUGAGUAGUAACGGUUCAAAGGGACCCUUUUGAAUUUUGAAUGAGAAUAAGGCCAAUGAGCUUAAGAUUUGAGAAUGGAGAUGAAAGCUGACCAAAAUUCUUGACUGGAUUGAAAUACUUAUUGGUUUUAAACUUAUGUUAAACCAAGUUGAAAUA
Benincasa hispida (wax gourd) is the source of this 922-nucleotide messenger RNA. RefSeq names its product Transmembrane protein 97, Putative. Lineage: Eukaryota; Viridiplantae; Streptophyta; Magnoliopsida; Cucurbitales; Cucurbitaceae. The record is from RefSeq and is a predicted model, not a curated record. Gene Ontology annotation, cellular component: endoplasmic reticulum.